Messenger RNA from Leptopilina heterotoma, 847 nucleotides. RefSeq names its product ER membrane protein complex subunit 8/9 homolog (gene EMC8-9). NCBI's taxonomy places the organism in Eukaryota, Metazoa, Arthropoda, Insecta, Hymenoptera, Figitidae. The transcript is spliced from 5 exons. Bases 64 to 690 code for a protein of 208 amino acids. Gene Ontology annotation, cellular component: EMC complex. The record is from RefSeq and is a predicted model, not a curated record.
CAGUUGUAUAUGUGAAUUGUGUCUGUGUGUGUGUUACUGUGUUUACGUGUCAAUCGUGUAAAAAUGGCUGACGUUAAUUUUUCCGCUCGUGCUUAUUGUAAAAUUCUUUUACACGCUAUUAAAUAUCCAUAUUGUGCAAUAAAUGGCUUAUUAUUAGCUAAAUCGAAAAAUAAAUCCGAUGCUAAAACAAAUGAAUUACAAAUUGUCGAUUGCAUUCCAUUAUUUCACAUAUGUCUACACAUUUCUCCCAUGUCAGAAGUAGCUUUAACUAUGAUUGAUCAGUAUGCUUCUCGUAAAGGCCUUGUAAUAGCUGGUUACUAUUUAGCAAACGAAAAUAUGAACGACAUGAGUACGGAUAAACCAGCUCACAGAACAAUGUCAGAAAAAAUAGCAGAAAAUUUUGGACAGGCCCUUCUAGUUGUUAUAAAUAACAAGGAAAUGAAUUACAAUAUGGAUAUUAAUCCACUGAGGGUCUCUCAACACGCGGACGGAAAGUGGAAAUCAAAGGACAAAGCAGACAUAAAUUUCGAAGGAGGAAAAACACUCUUUGAAACAAUGUCCUGUUUAAUGAAAGAAGAAGACUGUAAAACAUUAGUUGAUUUUGACAAUCAUCUUGACAAUAUUGCUUUAGAUUGGCAAAAUUUAAAGCUCAACGAUAGAAUAGAAGAAGUAAUGGGAAAUAAUCAAUAGGUUGGAAAAUUUACUAAUUUAUUUCAAUUUUAAUGCUAUCCACAAAUAUUCUGUUUUUUCACACGUUCUCUGUCAUCAAUCAAAUGAAAGCCACAUAAACGUUAAAUGUAAAUACCCUGUAGAAUUUAUAUUAAAAAAAUUGUUUUUAUUUACGAAA